AUGCUACGAGAAGUGUAUUCCAAAAAUACAGUAUGGGAUACAGUUUAUGGACCAGAUCGCCAAUUCUUCGAGCAAUUUUAUUUACCUCAAGCCAACAAAAAUGAGGUUCUUGCAAGGCAGCUGGAAAUUAUUAUUCGAAAAAUUUUCCCGCACAUCACAACGUUAACUAUUUCCGCGGCAACCUUCUGCGCAGUUUUGCAUCACAUCGAAAUGCAUGAGCCAAUUUUGCUACUGCCGAAACUUCGUUCGUUGCACAUACUGCUAGGCGAUGGUUUUGGUGUACUGACCACCGAUCAUUUAUUCAGCGAUUUCACAUUAGCAAAGUAA
This is a messenger RNA of Gongylonema pulchrum, 327 nucleotides long. The record is from the annotation of a GenBank genome assembly. NCBI's taxonomy places the organism in Eukaryota, Metazoa, Nematoda, Chromadorea, Rhabditida, Gongylonematidae.